AUGAGACGAGAGGAGGACAAGGAGGAGGAAAGCGGGAGGAAAAUCGCGAGGAAAACGACGAUGCGGUCUCGCUAAGAGGAUUAUCAAGAUGUGAAUGGGUACUGCUUCAGUUAUUUCUGGCUGCAGUUUUUGCACCUAGGCACCUUUUUGCCUUCUUGAAAAUUCUGACGACUGACUUGGUUGGAAAUCUACAAGUUACGUGGAGUCACAUUUGACUUUGGUUGUGACAGGUGCUCACAUGGAUCACUCAUCAAGAAGUGGCAACAGUUAUGAAUAUUCAUAGAGGUACAGCUGGUUCGCUCAUUGGUCCAACUUGCUCUCAUGAUUUGCAUAGUAAUCACUGGCAAGUUUUAAUACAGCAGGGAACCCAUUCAUGAACAUUCAACACAUGGGUCAUUCACUAUUGUAUAAGAAGCUGAUUUGCAUAGCGUCUGCCAAUCAAGAAGGGCCAACCUGAAAGGGCUGCAAACCAUUGGAUAGUGCAUCACAACUCGUCCACAACUCAUGAAUAUUCACAAGAAACUUAGACCAAUCACAAUCCGCGGUCGAGUUAAGCAAAUCAUGAAUAUUCAACAUGUGACAUCAGCAGUGGCAAGUUUCUUUCAACUCACCACCAAUCCAAUGCACUCUGAUCCAGCGCUGGUUAAAAAGAAAUAGAUGUGACACGUAUGCGAGGGUUUCCUGAAGGGGAAGCAGCCCAUUGAGAGGUUUGCUAUAAAUACCGGAGGGAGACCAGUUAAGUAGGGACUACUAGAGACUUGUCAGGUCAGGAAGCGAAUCAGUACGGGUGAACGGUCGUUACUCGUUAUACCGACCGUGGGACUUUUACACUCCUCGACUACUCUUGCCACGGGCCUGUGCAAAUUGCUCCUCUGGUCGUUUCACACGCACUGAGUGCCGAGCUAAUAGGGAAGGAACAAAUCUCAGACCAUUGUGCUGUUUAUAGAGACUAAACACAUACAGUGGAUGAAUGAACUGGAUUCAACGUUUUGGAACUUCAAACAAGCUUUCUGUGUUCUCAGAAACAAAGCUACAUGUAAGAUGACGAUUUUGUUUUGAGGUUUUGUUUAUUUGUUUUGUGUAAGCGAGAUAUAAUUUCUGGAGAUGUUCUGUUGAUGGACUCCGAAUGCACUGCAGUGAUCGAGUUUAGUGUCAAUUGAUUUUCGUCCGAUCCCCGAGUUUUUAGUGUUUCUAGUACUGUGAACAAAGGAGAGAUUUAAAGAUGGCGUACCCAAGUUAUGCAACACUCAACAAUGGCUACCGGCACCAGCGCAGCCACCGCCACAUGCCGCAGACCAACCCGCGCAUCUCGUCCCGUCGCGGCCUCCACCGCAACAUGAACAACAACCAGAAGGUCUCGGACGUCAUGUACGGGGCUGAGCGGCCGCGCAUCAAGAUCGCCACCAACGGCUUCUUCGUCGAUCGCAACAACAACAACAAGCGGCCGCGCGACAUCUUCAAGAAGCCGCAGGACCCGCCGCGGCCCAAGAAACAGCAGCCCGUCUUCAUGGAGACGUCCUUCUUGAAUGUCUACCCCGACGAGUACUCUCUUGAUCCUCCGAGCCCGGUAAUCCAGGCGCCGCAACCCUCCAUGCGCCCCGCCUCGCCGCCUCCUUGCGCUCCGCCCGUUGACAAGAACGAUCUCAUCAACUCCUAUCUGAACUGUGAGAACCGACAACGGAGUAACACUAUGGAUUAUUUGAAUGAGGUCAAACAGUACAUCAUGCGGACGGCCAAGAAGAAUCGAAGAAAGCCUAUGUUAUACAACUUACAGCAGGAAGCCCCCAAACCGAAGCGGAUUGUGUGCAUCUUCUCAACAGACAAUAAACCACACCACUAUGGCAGAGAAUACCAUGGACCUAUAUCUCGAGAGGAUGCUGACAACCUCUUGACCAGGGGAGGAGAUGGCAGCUACCUGGUGAGGGAGAGUGUAAGAGCCCCCGGCAGUUACACGCUAGGACUAAGGCUGAAUAACAUGACACGCAAUUUCCGUCUGUACUACGAUGGCAAGCACUACGUUGCCGACAAGCGCUUCGAUGCGCUCCACGAUCUUGUGGAAGACGGCCUCAUCACACUCUACGUUGAGGCCAAGGCGGCCGACUACAUCAAGUCUAUGGAGUCUGAGCCCAUCUACGAGAAACACUCCAAGUACGCAACGAUACGAGACAAGAGGCUCAGCAACGGCACCGUGGUUCCUCUGAAUGUCGGAGGACGGAAGGGAUCCCAACAAGAUCAGGUUGACUCAAGGACUGGUGGGUCUUGCAUCGACAAUGCGACAUCAGCAUCUUAUGAGAAAGCUCAUAAUUUCAAGGUACACAACUUCCAGGGGUUUAUUUGGUGUGAGUACUGCGGUAACUUCAUGUGGGGCCUCAUUGCCCAAGGAGUCAGAUGUACAGAUUGUGGUUUGAGCACACACAAGCAGUGUUCAAAAAGAGUGCCCUUAGAUUGCACGCCCAGCUGUCGCCUCAUCAAGCGUGUGUACGGGGUGGACCUGACCACGCUAGUCAAAGCGCACGGCACAACGCGGCCGGUGGUCGUAGACAAAUGCAUAGAGGAGCUUGAGUUGAGAGGUCUGGAUAUAGAGGGACUAUACAGGGUGCCAGGCAUGCAAGACGACAUGGAUCUUUGCAGACAACGGUUCGAUAAGGAUGGAGUAGCGGCGAAGAUCAGCACCAAGGAUUUCCCCGACAUCAACGUCAUCUCUGGAGCUCUGAAGAUGUACCUGAGGCAGUUGCCGAUCCCACUGGUUCCUUUUGAGAUGUACGAUCGGUUCAUGAUGGCAGCAAAAGUGUCUGAUGCUAUGGAGAGACUACAAGCUGUCCAUGAGGCAAUGAAUGAGCUGUACAACACCCGACCGGCACACUACCAUACAUUGAAGCAUCUCAUCAACCAUCUCAACAGAGUGGUGCAGCAUAAGGAGAAGAACAAGAUGAGCGCAGAGAACGUCGGAAUCGUCUUCGGCCCGACGCUCUUACGGGAAGCCAACGACCAGACGAUUAUGGAUAACCUCUACCUGCUGCAAUACCAGAAGAAGGUAGUCGAGAUCAUGGUGGAGAAUCCGGACAUCCUGUUUGAGAAGUGA
This is a messenger RNA of Asterias rubens (European starfish), 3082 nucleotides long. RefSeq names its product beta-chimaerin-like. Gene Ontology annotation, molecular function: GTPase activator activity. The record is from RefSeq and is a predicted model, not a curated record. The transcript is spliced from 12 exons. Gene Ontology annotation, biological process: signal transduction; regulation of GTPase activity. NCBI's taxonomy places the organism in Eukaryota, Metazoa, Echinodermata, Asteroidea, Forcipulatida, Asteriidae. Bases 1223 to 3082 code for a protein of 619 amino acids.